Messenger RNA from Alternaria ethzedia, 753 nucleotides. RefSeq lists its product as uncharacterized. Lineage: Eukaryota; Fungi; Ascomycota; Dothideomycetes; Pleosporales; Pleosporaceae. Gene Ontology annotation, cellular component: cytoplasm. Gene Ontology annotation, molecular function: oxidoreductase activity. Bases 1 to 753 code for a protein of 250 amino acids. The record is from RefSeq and is a predicted model, not a curated record. The transcript has 2 exons.
AUGGGUGUCAACUUGCAAACACACACCUCAGUGACAUCCGUCUCGGCAGCCGAUGGGUGCACAAAAGAUCAUCCUUGGGUCGUGAAUACACCGCGCGGCUCCGUCAAGACCAGCACCGUCGUUUACGCUACGAAUGGCUACACGUCUGCUCUCGUACCGGAGAUGAAGGACAAAGUCGUCCCAGUGAGAGGCAUAGUAGCGCGCUUGGCGGGCGAGAAUUCACCAAGGAUGACUGAUAGCUAUAUGAUGCGGUUUUCUGACUAUGAGUACGACUACAUGAUUCCUCGACCGGACGGUAGCAUCAUCGUCGGGGGCGGAAGGCGCGACUACUACAAAGACUUGGGCGAAUGGUUCGAUGUAUCCGACGACAGCAGACUGAUGAAUGGCGCGCGGCAUUACUUUGACGGUUACAUGCAACGGCAUUUCCGCGGGUGGGAGAACAGCGGUGCACACACAGAAGAGCUUUGGACCGGUAUUAUGGGCUAUUCCAACGACGGGUUCCCUUAUGUUGGGCCAGUUUGCGGGAAACCCGGCCAGUAUAUGUGCGCAGGAUUCAGCGGGCACGGUAUGCCGCAGAUAUUUUUCUGUGCAAAAGCCAUCGCUUCCAUGGUCAUCACGGGUGACGCAGAGAAUGUGGAUCUCCCUGUGCCGUACCGCAUCACCAGGAGUAGGUGGUACCAGCAGAAAGAACAUGUGUCUCUCAAGAUGUGGCAACAGAUAGCGGAAAGCCAGCCUGCUCAAGCACGGUUGUGA